Messenger RNA from Papilio xuthus (Asian swallowtail), 1628 nucleotides. Its product is annotated as malectin-A. The record is from RefSeq and is a predicted model, not a curated record. The transcript has a single exon. The coding region runs from base 223 to 1014 and encodes 263 amino acids. Gene Ontology annotation, molecular function: carbohydrate binding. Lineage: Eukaryota; Metazoa; Arthropoda; Insecta; Lepidoptera; Papilionidae. Gene Ontology annotation, cellular component: membrane.
AUGCUGACUGUGACACGAAAUUACAAAUCGUUUAGCUUUUUUUACACGUUUGUGUUCGAAUCGAAGUUCCAUUCCAUGUCUUGCACUUUCUAUUUGUAGAUAAAAACGAAAAUAGCAUCAAUGGCAUGCCGGUUACUAAAGCGGGUGAAGUACGAUAUAUGAGUGAACAAAUAGUUGAUAAAGUGUUAUUUAUAAAAGUUAAUAAGUAUUGAACAUAAAACGAUGACGCGAAUGUUAAUAUUAGGUAUUAUUUACCUAUUUUUAUUAAACAGAGCUACUGGUUUAGGUGAAAUAAUCUACGCUAUAAAUGCCGGUGGACCAGCCCAUACUGAUAUUCACGGUAUAUAUUACGAAAAAGAUCCAUUACAAGGAAGAGUCGGCACUGCUUCUGAUUAUGGAAAACAGCUCGUUAUGAUCCGUCGAGUUAAUCCAAAAGAUGAAAUCCUAUACCAAACUGAAAGGUAUCAUCAUAGUACAUUCGGGUAUGAUAUACCUGCAAAGGCUGAUGGGGAUUACGUUUUAGUCUUAAAGUUUAGUGAGGUGUACUUUAACGCGCCCGAUAUGAAAGUAUUUGAUGUGGUGUUAAAUGGAGACCAUACAAUCGUGGCUGACUUAGACAUAUUUGACAAAGUGGGACGUGGUGUGGCACAUGAUGAAUACAUACCAUAUACUAUUCGAAAUGGAAAACUAUAUUAUAAUGAAGAAGAAUCAGAUAUAAGAGGAGGUAAAAUAAAAGUAGAAUUUAUUAAGGGUUACCGGGAUAACCCGAAAAUCAAUGCACUUUAUGUUAUGAGAGGAAGGUUAGAUGAAGUCCCAAAACUUCCUCCGUUAGAGUGGCCAGAAAAUGAUGCUGAAGAGAUAAAAGAAGAAAUUGAAGAGACAAGUACAAAGUCUCGGAGAGCCAGUGGCCCUAAACAACCUGACCCAUAUGCAAUGGAAACAUCUGUUUUAAUACCAGUGUUCAUAACCAUGGCUGCUUUUAUUCCCUUGUUGUUUUGUCUAUGUAAAUUAUAAUUGUUUGUCAAAGUGUUAUGACAUAUUGUGUUGUUCUUUAGCUCAAUCAGCCCUCAUCUGCACUCCCAUUGCUGGUGCCUAUGUUAAAAGUACUUAACAAUUUUGGUUUUUCAUAUUAAUUAUUACUCACAUUUCUACUACUCAAUAUAAAAAUUAUUGAAAAAUAAUAAUCAUGAAAUAUUUUAAGGUUGUUAAAAGUAUCUUAGAACAUCAUAGUCUACAGAUUCUUAAAAAAUACUACAAAAUUUAUUAGUUUAUAAGUUCAGUUUAUAAAGUCAAUUCAUCAGACUGAAUUAGAGUAUUUUAUUAAUAAACAUAAAUUUAUACCAAAUGACAUUGCAACAUCUUUAAUCAGAACUAUAUUUUUCCCUAACAUGAUAGUCACCAGCAAUACCUAUACUGUUUUGUAUGUGUUCAAUCAUUAUUAGCUAAUUAAAAAUGUUUGCAAAAUAUUUUAGCUACAAAGUAUUGUAAUAUCACACCGAAUAGUACAAAAUAACUUCAAUGUGAAUGUUUACUAGUGACCGUCCCACACCAAAUACUAAUUCCAAACAUUUAUUGAUGCACAAAAUUGUAAUUGCACACAAAUAUGAUAUUAAAGAGCCACACGCUGA